Molecule: messenger RNA, 983 nt
Organism: Hordeum vulgare subsp. vulgare (domesticated barley)
Lineage: Eukaryota; Viridiplantae; Streptophyta; Magnoliopsida; Poales; Poaceae
Product: vegetative cell wall protein gp1-like
Exons: 3
Coding region: 1-720 (239 amino acids)
Biological process (GO): glycolytic process
Molecular function (GO): phosphoglycerate kinase activity
Source: RefSeq, a predicted model, not a curated record
AUGUGCUUCUUAAUCUUCGCCCGCGCUAGUCGCCACCCCCUCGCCCCAUACAGUCGCCCGCGCUGGUCGCCACCCCCUCGCCCCACAUACUCGCCCCGCCCGCCCGUGCCGUCCGCUCGCCCCGCUUGCCCCGCACCCCGCGUGCCCCGCCUGCUCGCCCCGCACCUCGCUCUCCCCUCCCGUGCCGCCCGCUCGCCCCGCACCUCGCUCUCCCCUCCGACGCCGCCCGCUCGCCCCGCACACUGCUCGCGGCUGGUGCACGCCUCCUCGUGCCCCAGCUGCAGCAGCCCGCGGCUCGUCUGCCCUCACCUCCGGACAGCCUCCACCGGCGUCGCCUCCUCGCCCAGCCGCAGCGGCCCGCGACACCUUCGCCCUCCUCCACCGGCAUCUCCUCCUGGCCCAGCCAUAGCGGCCCACGGCACCUUCGCCCACCUCCUCCGGGCCGAGGAGGAAAUGGCGACCAAGAGGAGCAUGGCCACCCUGGGUGAUAAAGACCUCAGGGGGAAGAAGACGUUUCGGCAUGCCUAUCUGAAUGUUCUGUCGGACGACGUCCAGAACAUCACUGACGACAACCGCAUCCGCGCCUCCGUGUCGUCCAUCAAGUCCUCAUGGAAAAGGGUUCCAAGGUCGUCCUGGACAACUAUCUGGUUCAUCAUUCAACCAAGGGAUAUAAAAUACGAAACAGAAGCAAAAGGUGUUUAUGCCUACGGAGCAUCAUAAUUGUGAGGGAGUGUCAUGUCGAUUUUAUAAAUCCAGUAGCAUCCUACUACUCGCAGUUCCUGUAGUUCAAUCAAAUAGUACAAUUUUCAACUCAUAUUUGUUAUGGUUAGAUAUAAAUUUUUAAAAGCUUCGAGGUUUUCUGAGAUGAGAUGAUGGCUCAUAUGUAUCAUUUUGAGAAAAGUCCUACUACGGUCAAAUCUUGUAGUUCAAUUACAUAAUGCAAUUUUAGAAUGAUAUAUGAUAUGGUGAUAUGUUUUUAUUUA